Molecule: messenger RNA, 3453 nt
Organism: Spirometra erinaceieuropaei
Lineage: Eukaryota; Metazoa; Platyhelminthes; Cestoda; Diphyllobothriidea; Diphyllobothriidae
Source: the annotation of a GenBank genome assembly
AUGGAUUCUCAGCAAGCCAACUGUAGUAGUACGGCCAGCGACGGCACCUCUUUGGAAGAACAGUCCGGUGAGUUGUCCUUCGUAUCCAGAACCUGUGCUCGCUCUACCUUCGCCUCCAGCCAACGACCAGCAAAGCGUGCAAAAAGCGUAAAUACCGCAAAAAGUGUGAGGUACGAAGACGAGCCUUGUGGUGGGUGCGCAGAUAUUCAAAUCAAAGUAGAACAACUGGAAAAGGAGCUUGCUGAUUUAAGGACUUUCGUGAAACAGACCCUAGUCGGCCAGAACGUGUCCAGUGUUAGAACCCCAAAAACGAAGAGCAAAACGCAAAAAACGCGCAAAAAUAUCGCCUUGGGGGAACCUUCAAACACGAGUAGCAACUCAACAGCCAAAACCUCAGACGCCGGUAACAACAGGACAAUGAAAAUGAAGCCGCCGAUAAAGGGAGACUCGAUUCCCACGCACGAUGUCUUAAGCGAUGUCGCAAAAAAGUUACUUGUCGCGGAAGCCAUCUCAACUAAGCCUCUUGCUGUAAGUGAUGGGAUUUCUGUUCUGCCUGGAGACGAUAUACCUGGGUCAUCCAGUCUACUCUUGCCCUCUUGUUCUGGCAACCACCCUGAGCGCACUACAGAGCACGUAGCUGAAUGCGAAGACGUAAACCCGUGGGUAGAGGGGAGAGGGAAACGCCAUGACAGGAUUCUGAAGUCCCAGCCAGCCCUGAUGGGUUGCUCGGGACAGUCGGUAGACAGUAAAAGUGUGCGUCCAAGCGAUGACUCCGUAAAUCGUCCUCGCCCACAUGCAGCGCAUUCACCGGAAAGACAGAGUACGGAGGACCAUGCUCGCCAGCAGUGUCUGGUUAUUCAGGGUUUGUCAGAAUCGAAUGCAGUCAGACCUGAAGACCGUGUCUCAGAGGACCUUGCUUCUUUUCAUGGUCUGCUAAAUCAUUUACUGCCGGCAGACAUGGAAAUAAAGGUUCUGAAAGCAUUCCGGAUAGGAAAAAGGAGUGAAGACAGGACAGUAGCACAACCACCUCGCCCUCUCAAAAUUAUGCUGGAGAACAAAGAGCAAAUCAAGUUUAUCCUCUCCAAAAAAACCGAUCUCAGAAACACACACAAGCAGGUUUUUUUUUCAACCGGACUAUUCACCAGCGGAACGGUUGAAACGCCGGGAACUUGUCUUGGAGUUAAAAUCAAGACUGAAGGAUGGCGAACACAAUCUGGCUAUCUUCAAGGGGAAGGUAGUUCGAAAAUAUAUGCCGUUUCAGUGGAACCAGCCUGUAAUACUACGAACGACGACAGCUACUCAGCCAAAACAGACACCUUCGUUGAACCACCUGAGCAAGGCGCCAACACAAGUGAGCCCGUAGCGUCCAGUGAUCUGACUGAAAUAAUGCUUGUAAAUGGAACCAAUCAGGUAACGGAAGAGCCUAGAGAACACGACGUCCGCGAUAACGGAGUAAUGCUCACAGCAGUAACAAAUGCAACGGGAAAUUCGGCUGGUGCUAAACUGAUGUGCUUGUACACGAAUGCCCAAAGCCUCAUAUGGAAACUAGACGAACUAAAACUUUGCCUUGUUGAGCUGUCUCCAGAUGUUUUAGCAGUAACUGAGACCUGGCUCUCCGGGAAUAUUAGCGAUAACGAAGUAGCCUUGCCUGGAUACCAAAUUUAUCGGAGGGACAGGCAACAUCGUCAGGGUGGUGGUAUCGUUGUGUAUGUGAAUGAAGGUCUGAAAGUGUCGGAUAACACCACCAAGUUUGCGUGCAGUACGGAAGCUAUCUGGUUGACCAUCAAGGCUACCGGUUCCCCGUGUCUCGAUGUCCUCACUGUCUACCGACCACCUCGGACAGACCGAAUCGCCGACACUCAACUAUUGGAGCAGUUUGAGAAAUUUUCCAGUCGACCUAACAUCAUGAUCAUGGGCGACUUCAACGCACCAGGAACAAACUGGAAUACCCUCCAAGCGUCAGGUCCAAAAUCGGCAUUCGAUUACCGCCUGUUGAGCAAAACAUUAAAUGCGUGCCUCACACAACAUGUAAUGUUCCCAACGAGAACACGUGAAGGACAAAGGGCAAACUGCCUGGAUCUGGUCUUUACGAAAACACCAGACAGCAUAGACGAGAUCGUCUCCAUGCUGCCCCUUGGCCGAAGUGACCACGUAGUGCUUAUGUGGGAUUAUUCGUUAUUCUCCAUUUCACAUACUCCAGACCACAAAAGGCGUAAUGUUUGGAGGGGCGACUUUAAUCAGAUGAGGGCAGACUUAUCCGGUCUUGACUGGGGCUCUUUGUUUACGGGAAGUGCCAACGAUGACUGGGAGCUGUUCAAGAAUGUCCUUCUGCAGCUCAUCAACAACCACUGCCCACUGACUAGUGUAAGACUGAACAAACGCCCUGGGUGGCUAAAUAGCAACCUCAAGAAAGAAAUCAACAGGAAGCACAAGUUGGGGAGAAAAUACUGCGUCACUAAACAAGCUGAAUGCUUCAACACCUACAAGACACAGAGGAACAAACUGAGGAAGCUGAUAAUGCAGACGCGGCGGGAAUUCGAGAAGAACUUGCUACAAAAAGCAACGCAGAACCCAAAAUUGCUCUACAGCUACCUCCGACGAACUACAAGGAACAGGCAUCAAAUCCCUUUGAUAAAGACUACUGAUGGCGAUGAGAUCGCGGAUAGUAGGGAUAAAGCUGCGUAUUUUUCACGGUUUUUCCAAUCUGUCUACACAAACGAGGCAAGGUUCCUUCCUCCCUCCACAGAAGAACUGCCGACUCCAAGCGUCAGUGAUAUACUCUUCUCAGAAGGCAUUGUCCGAAGAGAAUUAGAGGCAUUGAACGAAUCGAAGUCGCCAGGACCAGACGAGAUUCCACCCAAGCUUCUGAAGGAACUUGCCAGUGAGCUCUCUGUGCCUUUGUCGAUGCUCUUUCAAACGUCAUUUGACACUGGAACACUUCCUGUCGAUUGGAAGCUGGCGCAUAUUACUCCGCUACACAAAGGAGGUAACAGGGCAGCGACGACAAAUUACCGGCCCAUAAGCUUGACAUGCAUUCUCUGCAAAGUUAUGGAAAGGAUCAUAAAGACUGAACUGAUGCAAUUCCUGGAAGUUCACGGCCUGCUAUCGAAAUGCCAACAUGGGUUCCGAAAAGGAAGAUCCUGCACGAAAAACCUGCUGCAAUCUCUCCAGAGCUGGACCCGAGCUCUCGACGACAGGCACGCGGUCCACAUAGCCUUCAUCGACUUCCAGAAGGCUUUCGACACUGUGCCACACCAAAGACUCUUACAUCAGCUGAAAAAAAUAGGGAUCGGUGGCAACUUCCUUAAAUGGAUCGAAAACUUCCUUGUGGGUCGACACCAGGUUGUGUGCGUCGGUCGGGGAAAAUCAGAUCCGGCUAUGGUCGAUAGUGGUGUCCCCCAGGGUUCAGUUCUGGGACCCAUUUUGUUCCUUAUAUACGUGGACGAGAUUUAG